Lodderomyces parapsilosis is the source of this 369-nucleotide messenger RNA. Its product is annotated as mitochondrial 37S ribosomal protein uS13m. Gene Ontology annotation, molecular function: structural constituent of ribosome; RNA binding. The transcript has a single exon. NCBI's taxonomy places the organism in Eukaryota, Fungi, Ascomycota, Pichiomycetes, Serinales, Debaryomycetaceae. The coding region runs from base 1 to 369 and encodes 122 amino acids. The record is from RefSeq and is a predicted model, not a curated record. Gene Ontology annotation, cellular component: small ribosomal subunit; mitochondrion; ribosome. Gene Ontology annotation, biological process: translation.
AUGGGGGUAGUUGUAUUUGGAAAAUCAAUAAAGCACAAUUUCCCUGUGCGUAUAGGUCUCGCUAAAACCAUAUUUGGGAUUGGUCCAACCACGGCAGCCAAAUUGAUGGCCAAGAUUGGAAUUUAUCCAAAUUGUAAAAUGAAUCAACUAACUGAACCACAAAUCUUGGAUCUAAAUAAGGAGAUUUCACUGUUGCUAGUGGAGGGUCAUUUGAAACAAAAGAUCAACAAUGAUAUCAAGAUGAAGAGAGAUAUUGGAUCUUUUGCUGGUUUCAGACAUGCUUGGGGAUUCCCAGUAAGAGGACAAAGAACAAAGACAAAUGCCAACACCGCAAAGAGGUUGAACAAAUUGGAAAGAUUCAGACUUUAA